Messenger RNA from Electrophorus electricus (electric eel), 2982 nucleotides. It is a transcript of the gene dnaaf2, whose product is annotated as dynein axonemal assembly factor 2. Gene Ontology annotation, cellular component: cytoplasm. The record is from RefSeq and is a predicted model, not a curated record. NCBI's taxonomy places the organism in Eukaryota, Metazoa, Chordata, Actinopteri, Gymnotiformes, Gymnotidae. Gene Ontology annotation, biological process: epithelial cilium movement involved in extracellular fluid movement; cilium-dependent cell motility; axonemal dynein complex assembly.
AUGUUGCGCAUGCACAACAGUAUAGAAAUGGGAUUCAUUCAAACAGAAUCAAUCCGAAUGAUAUUUUAAACUUUAGCAUCUUAUAAUUUUCUGACAUGGCCGUGUCGCCGUUUUUGAUCACCAUAGUCUGAUGUGAAUCCUCCAGGUGAAAUACUAACGCAUUUGAUAUACCACUAUGAACACGUAACUCGAAAUAUAAAGUUUCGUCCUCUUGUCUUUUUGCCGUUUCUCACGGUCGUAAUAAAUACACCAAAGAUAAUGACUUGCGCCACCCUUCCGUCAUGUUAACAAGAGUAGAGUAACCAUGUUACCAUGGCUACGUCAACACCAUGUACUUUACUAGCUAGAUAACAACUGAAAAGAAAAUAAUCUCUUUGACAAUUAGCAGACUAGCUAUCGCGACUAAGUACAGGAGUCUGAUAUAGCCUAUAUGUCAAUCUUUACUAAAGUCCUGAAACUUUACUAAAGUCCUUGUUAGCUUGCUAUCUAAGUUAGCUAGGUGUAUGUUAUUCAGCUAACUCUACGUAGGCGAGAGUAAAAACCGACAAUGGAUUUUGGCAACAAACUAGAACUUCAAUUGACGACGGACGAAAUAAAUCGUUUUAGUAAAGCUCUUAAGGAUGAGAAGUUCCGUGAGAUGCUACACGAAUAUGCUGAGGAGAUAUCAAAUCCAGAGAACAGGAAGAAAUACGAAGAGGAAAUCACGCAGCUUGAACAAGAGAGAGGCAAUAACGUGCAGUUUAUCCAUCCCAAGCCCCACCAUGUCCUGAAGACGAGCAUUGACGGUAAGGAAAAGUGCUUUAUCAACAUCUGUUCGAACGAAAUGAUUAAUAAGCCUACGUGUAAUGCUGGAAGGAGCGAAGAUGGCAGGGUGGGUCAGCAGUGGUCAUUACCAUACAGUCUGUCACCUGGAAGACCCGAUAGAGACGUCAAAGGAAACAAGUGCAUGAUUUAUGACGUUGUUUUCCAUCCAGAGACACUCUACAUAGCAGUAAAGAACGCAAGAUUCAUGAAGCUUGUCAACAGCACUGCCACCCAAGGAAUAGAAGAUGCGUUUAAAGUUAAAUUGGACAGAAUGAAUGUAAAAGUAUUAAAAGGCCAAUACAAAGGGGUGCCUCAUCCAGCUGUGAUACGAAAGCCACUUCCUCGUCACCCUGGAAAGGAAAAGGCUGCACCAGAUGAAUUUUUCUCCUCUUUUUACCAUGACAAAUCAGACAUUGUACCAAACAAAAACCCCAUCCCCCUACCUAUUACUCCCACCCAGGGUGGUCAAGGUCCUGUGAGACACAGAUUUUCAUUGCCCGAACAGCCCACAAAACCAAACUACACUAUAAAAUACAGAUCAGUGGUUGAUCUACAGGACUAUCGAUGUUCCAGAGACUCUGCUCCAAGUCCACGCCCCAAGGAGAUUGUCAUCACUAUAGAUCUGCCCCUCCUCAAAUCUGCAGGUGAUGCUGAUCUUAACGUAAGCGAAAGAAAUCUUGUCCUGCAGUCUCAAAAACCGGCCUACAGACUAGAACUCCAAUUAUCCUAUCCUGUAGAUGGGGAUAAAGGAGACGCCAAAUUCAACAAGGCUAAAAAACAGCUUAUAAUCACUCUGCCUGUGCUGCCCACAAAGGAUCCUGUUGUCAUUCAUGCAAAGGCAAACCAGCCUGUAAGUAAUGAUGAAGAAAAAGAUGAGAGGGAGUGUGACAAAGGUGAAAUGGUGGUAAAUGAAUCAGGAGAAUUGGCCUUGACCAUAGAUGAAGAAAGUAAGACAAAGCUAUCAGUCUGCAGUUGUGAUGCACAGUGUCUUAGAAACAGACCUGUGCAAAAUGAAAAAACUGCACUUCAGUUCUCUCUUGAUAGUUGUGAAGUGAACCAUUUGGAAUCUAACUGUGUUCCAUCACAGUCAGCCAGAGUAGCAGACACACCACUCUCAGUUAAAGGAAAUAAUGAGACACCCAAAUUAAAAUGGAAUGCCAAGGAGCAAGAAAAUUUCUGCACACCUGAGAUGCUCUCUCAGCCUGAUUUUAAGGAAAAGACAAACAAUAGCAAUCCAAGAGAGGAGAAAUAUCACUCAGACAUUGAAACUACAGAAUGUUUGGAAAUGGCAGUUGUCCCUGUAUUUGAAAGUGGUAAACAUUCCAAACACUGUCAUGUUACACAAGAUAAAAUCACAGAAAACUCACAGCUGGAGUUCAUUGUAGCCCAGACUCAAAUAAUCCAGGAUGUGUCACAAUUAGAAAUUCCAAAUGGUCCUACUAACUCAUCCCAACACCUGAUCAGAAAGUCAGUGAUGGAUCUUUCAGUGGUCUACGAGGAGCCAUCCAAAAUUAUUUCCACACUAGAUGAAGAUAGUAAGAGUACUGUGAGCUUGCCUGAAGAGAUUGGAAUGCUGCCUGAAGAGCAUGCAAUGAACAGUUCUCCUGAACACCCCAGUCCUACUAUUGAACAUAAGAACAAUGAAAAUGCAUCUCUUGUAGAAGAAAUUGAGGUGCCAUUAAUGGAACAAGUGAACAAUCUUUUUUUGGAAAAGAAACAAAUUGAUAGCAAUAUAAAUACCCCUGCCAUUCUACAAGAGACAAACCCUGAAGAUGGCAGUGAGGUUAAUAUUAGCGAUCAUGUUACCUCCUCUGUCCUUUCGUUCCAGAACUCUCUGUGGUUUGAAUUGGAUUAAUAUGGUUUUCAUUCUGUAAUUUAAUUGUAACUAAUAUUUCAAAAAUCCCACCAAUGUUCAACCAAUGUUAUCUAAUCAUAUAGUUCUUAGACAUUUAAUUACUUAUUCCAAAAUCCAUGAAGUGUUUUAUAAGAGCAUCAUAAGAAAUAAAAAAAUAUGUAUCAACAUCUCCAUACCAUGCCCAGUUUGGUAUUAAGAUCUUAAACUUUAAAAAUAUUUUCAUAUAGAAGUCUGUUUUCAACCUAAAUCAAAGUGAUAUUUUUGUACUUAAUGUUACAAACCAAAUAUUUCAUAACAUUAGGCUGAGCAUAGGGUUAAGAUUU